CCUGAGCUUACCUUCGCAUCUUAAUUCUGCUCAUUCACACACAUUCACUUGUGCAAACACACACACACACACACGAGCGCUCACUCAGAAACCUGAUCAAGAUGCCGUGCCUCACCUCUUCCCGCAAGCAGAGGAUGCCAAGCACCUAUGAGUCAAUGUUGGAGAGAAUACUCAUGGUGGAUCAAAUCCUGUCUGAGUUUUUGCUGAGUAAAGAUGACCUGAAGGAGGUAAUGAGACGAAUGCAGAGGGAAAUGGACAGAGGACUUCGUCUGGAGACACAUGACGAGGCCAGCGUCAAAAUGCUGCCCACCUUCGUCUGCUCCACUCCAGAGGGCUCUGAGGUGGGGGAUUUCCUGGCUCUGGAUCUGGGGGGGACGAAUUUCCGCGUGAUGCUGGUGAAAGUGGGGGAAGACGAGGAGAGAGGGUGGAAAGUGGAGACCAAACAUCACAUGUACUCCAUCCCAGAGGACGCGAUGACCGGCACCGCGGAGAUGCUCUUUGACUACAUCGCUGAGUGUAUCUCAGACUUUCUGGAUAAACAUAAUAUGAAACACAAAAAACUGCCCCUGGGCUUCACGUUCUCCUUCCCGGUUCGCCACGAAGACUUAGACAAGGGCAUCCUGCUGAACUGGACCAAAGGGUUCAAGGCCUCUGGAGCCGAGGGCAACAACGUGGUCGGACUUCUGAGAGAUGCUAUCAAGAGGAGAGGGGACUUUGAGAUGGACGUGGUUGCCAUGGUGAACGACACAGUGGCCACUAUGAUAUCUUGUUAUUAUGAAGACCGCAGCUGUGAAGUGGGCAUGAUAGUUGGAACCGGCUGUAACGCGUGUUACAUGGAGGAGAUGCGUACCGUGGAGCUGGUGGAGGGCGAGGAGGGGAGAAUGUGUGUAAACACCGAAUGGGGAGCGUUCGGUAACAACGGCGAACUGGAGGAGUUUCUUCUGGAGUACGACAGGGUGGUGGACGAAACCUCCCUCAACCCAGGAAAGCAGCUAUAUGAGAAGCUGAUCAGCGGGAAGUAUAUGGGUGAGCUGGUACGGCUGGUGCUGGUGAAGCUGGUAAACGAGAAUUUGCUUUUCAACGGCGAGGCCUCUGACCUCCUCAAGACGCGCGGAAGCUUCGAGACCCGCUUCGUCUCUCAGAUCGAAAGUGACACGGGGGACAGGAAGCAGAUUUACAACAUCCUGAGCACGCUGGGGGCUCUCCCCUCGGAGCUGGACUGUGACAUCGUGCGUCUGGUGUGCGAGAGCGUCUCCACGCGUGCUGCUCACAUGUGCGGGGCGGGGCUCGCCGGCAUCAUCAACCGCAUGAGGGAACACCGCUGUCAGGACACGCUUAAGAUCACCGUGGGCGUUGACGGAUCUGUCUACAAACUCCAUCCCAGUUUUCAACACAGGUUCCACAAGAUUGUUCGGGAGCUGACGCCUCACUGUGACAUCACCUUCAUCCAAUCAGAAGAGGGGAGCGGCCGGGGGGCGGCCCUCAUCUCAGCCGUCGCGUGCAAGAUGGCCGGAUGCGUUUUGAGCCCGUGAUCAACGGUGCUGCCAGUCCUCCCGUCACAGAAGAGGUGGAGUCCUGGAUCGCAGCUGAAUGAAAGAUUACUGAGAUAGAGUGAUCUCUUCUUGCAGAGAAAGUCCUUUCUCUCCCUGGGCAGGUUGUCAUGCUCUUGCAUGGAGGACGUAGCCUCGAGAACGCUGGGCGCAAACCCACGUAGAUAAUUCAUUCCCUACCAUUCUGCAGAGUGAAUGUAAAAUCCAAAGCCCAAAGCCAAACAAUGAGAAAAUCACUGAAUGUUCCCGAAGCAUUGUCACAAUUUAUCCAGUAGGACGUUCAUGUACAUAUGACCAUUUCACGCGUAUUUAAGAAACUCACUUCACAAUUCUUGCAGGUCACAGUCAGUAUUAUUGGGGAUGUUGCUGAGGAUGUUUUCGUUCGUUUGUUUGUCCAUUUGUUUUUGGGUUUUUUGUUUGUUUGUUUUGGGUUUUUUUGUUUUUUUUAUUGUAUAUUGUUUUAAAUGUGGUUACACCCGUGAUCUUGAAAGAGCAGAGUUGUAUGAAAGUCGAGUUGUAUGAAAUGUGCAGAUGGAUAUUUAAUGAAGUGUUUGUUUGAAAUUCUGCUACAUUUACAUUAUAUAUUUUAGCUAUGAUGUAAUUAUGGCUUGUUUUGUUUUCUUUUUAUUUAUUACAGCGUAUGUAUUAUUAGGUAACUUAUUACUAAUUGUUUACUGAAACGGCAUCUUGGAAAAUGAAAGUAUGGUUUGUACAUGUUAAAAGUUUAAUCACUGUAAAUAAAAUUA
Messenger RNA from Chanos chanos (milkfish), 2296 nucleotides. It is a transcript of the gene gck, whose product is annotated as glucokinase (hexokinase 4). The coding region runs from base 102 to 1532 and encodes 476 amino acids. The record is from RefSeq and is a predicted model, not a curated record. Gene Ontology annotation, biological process: glucose 6-phosphate metabolic process; intracellular glucose homeostasis; glycolytic process. The transcript is spliced from 10 exons. Gene Ontology annotation, cellular component: mitochondrion; cytosol. Lineage: Eukaryota; Metazoa; Chordata; Actinopteri; Gonorynchiformes; Chanidae. Gene Ontology annotation, molecular function: fructokinase activity; mannokinase activity; glucokinase activity.